Drosophila gunungcola (fruit fly) is the source of this 11329-nucleotide messenger RNA. It is a transcript of the gene pcx, whose product is annotated as protein pecanex. Gene Ontology annotation, biological process: endoplasmic reticulum organization. Gene Ontology annotation, cellular component: endoplasmic reticulum; membrane. Lineage: Eukaryota; Metazoa; Arthropoda; Insecta; Diptera; Drosophilidae. The record is from RefSeq and is a predicted model, not a curated record.
UUUGACAGCUCUAAACAAUAGAAAAAGAAAAAAAAUUACGGCAGGAUUGCGAGCAAUAUUCGAUUUAUCCGUUCGCAGCAGCAUUGAGACGCCCCCGGAAAGCCAACUACGGCGGAGUCCAGUCCGGAGUUGCAGUGUAUCCUUGCAGCGGAUCCGCAGCAGUGCCUCCUGUCCCACGGCCACAGCUUUCCCCGCAGAAAAAGCAGCAGCAGCAGCAGCGACUCUGCCCCUUCGUCCGCCCCCCAACCCCCACGCCCCCCUAGGCCCCGCCCGCCGACCACGCCACGCCCCCCGCUGUACCGCCCACACAACCCCGCCCCCCUUGCCAGCGCCAGCAGCACGGCAGGUUUAAUCAGCAAAUAAACAAAAAAAACGAAUACGAAAACGGAAGCAAAGAGACGACGAAGACGAAGGGCACAAGCUCCUCCUGUGAGUAAUCCGGAAGCUGGAGCAGCAGAAGCGUGGAUCCUCAUCCAUCCGGCGGCUGAGCGAUGCAGUAUAGGCCACCAUGGGUUCGCAGACCUUGGAGAUAUUGCGCCAGGGCGUGUGGGCCUCGCUGACCGGCGGCUACUUCUACGAUCCGCACCAAGGUGUUUUCUGCAACGUGGUGCACCUCUACUUGUGGCUCUACCUGCUCUGCUCGCCCUUCGUGGCCUACCUGUACUUUCCGAGCACUUGGUUGACAUGGUGCCUGUACUGCGUGAUAACCAGCCUGACCAUUCUGAUGGUGAAGCUGGCCAAUCUGGCGCUGCACCGGCUGUACGAUCGCGCCCAGACCAUGUCCGAGGUGAACCUCAAGGGACAGUUCUUCAAGGUUACCAAGGAGACGGAGCCGCGCCACGACGACGAGGGCGGCAUCGAGAUGAAGGUCAUCCGGCCGGGCGGCUCACGAAUCUCCGUGGAGCAGGCCAUCAACGAGGCCAGCGAGGAGAACAGCAUCAUGUCCAUCGACAAUGUGAACAGCAUCAUUGAUCUCAAAGUCGAUGUGCACCGCAAGAACAGCUCCGAAUCCAUCGAGCUGAUGUUCUACGCCCCCUCCAUGCUGUCCGGCGGCAGCCAGCAGGAUCAGCAAUCUCUGGCCGGUUCGGCCAGCGUCAGCAAGUCCAUCCGGAGCACUGGGCCGGGCGGCAACUCCUCCACCAGCGCCGCCGCCCAGGCGGAUUUGUUCAACAAGUACCUCACCGUCUAUCCGGAGGUUGUGGAGGCGGCCGGGAGCAGUGCGGGCAGCGCCGAUGGUGGCAGCAGCGGCGGCGAUAGCCGCUCCGGCGGAGCAGUGGGUGCGCUGUGUACCGCGGGAGCGGGAACAGCGCCCGUACAGCACGUCCGCACGGGACAUCUGUCGCGCAAGUGCUCCGAGGUCUUUAGCCGCCGACAGCGACGACGUUUGGAGCGCCAGAGCAGCCUGGAUACGGCGGCAGCCGCUGCUAACAGCUGCAGCGUGGAGCACAAGCUGAUGCGCAACCAGUCGGACACGAUAGCCACGGCCGCGCCAUCGUUCCUGCACUCCCAACCGACGAAUAAGGCCCGCCAGAGCCAGGCUAAUCCGCGCCAGCACUUCAUAGCCAGUACCCCGUCGUCGGGGGGAGAUGCAUCCUCCUCUUCCACCGCCGUCGUGGUCAUCACCCCUGCCUCCGCCUCGAAUCCUGCGGCCAACCCCGGACGCUCCUCGCGUCUGCAGCGCCACAGAAGCUCGGAGACGCACGACGAGCGGCAGAAGCACCAGAGUCGCGGCGGUCUCUUCCAGCCCAUCCUGCAGCUGCCGCAUCACAGUGCGGCCAGCAGCAUUGGGGCGCUGGCGGUGAUCGGCGGCGGCAGUGGCGGCGCUAACGACGUGGAAGACAUGGAACUGGGCCUGGCCAGGAACGCGGGCAGCGGCGGCGUGGCCGACGCCUGCAGCCGGGCACUGCAGUCCUGGAUAUUAGAUCCCUUUCCGGAUGUGUACCUGGAGGACGAUAGCUACACCAAAUCAGAUUUGGGCAUCGAGCAGCCCCACCAGCCGACUUUCCGCGCCCAGCAUCACCAUCAUCACCACCACCACCACCACCUGCAUCAUCACCUGGGCGGAGCGAUCAUCCGCAAGGAUCCCACGAGCACAAUGUCUGCCCUUCAGCUGGCAGGAGGCGCUCCGCCGUCAGCGGGAGGAUCGGGAGCAGGCGGCAGUGGCGGAGGAGGAGCAGCAGCAGGAGGAGGUGGCGGCUCUGCUGCCGGGAUGAAGCGACGCAGACAUUCCAACGCCACCAGCUACAAACACGGCUCCUCGGGUCAGGGCAACAAGAACUCUCUGGUGAGUGGAGGCGGAGGCGGAUCCAGAGGCCCCACCGGCGAGGCGGGGACACCAAGUGGAGGAGUGGGAGGAGCUGGUGGAGUGAGGCGCAUCAAGAGCGCCGCCUUGGAAGUACUCUGCCCGCAGCCCUCGGUGUCCAAUCUCAGUCCGCAUCCGAACAGCGUGGAGGCCAUCUCGGGGCAGCAGCAGAUGCGCAAUCCCCUGCCCCCGCCCAGCAAAAGUCUGGUGCGGAACCAGCACCUCAAUCUGUAUCCCACGCAGGGCUUUGGCGACGCCAAUCAUCAUCCCACCGCCGGAGGAGGAGGCGGAGGAGGACCGCCUGUGGGCGGCAGCACCUGCAGCAGCCUGUUCUUCGGCAGCUCCAGUGCCUGCGGCUCCACAACGGCCCUGAUUGAGCCGCCAGUGUACCCCAUAGUGGAGCACUCGGACGAGAGGACGGCCCACGAGGACAUUUGCCUGGGCAUUGGCCAGGGCAACGCCGACGAUGACGACGAGGUGGACGAUGUGCCGAUCCGGAGGAGGACAAGGGCCCUGGGUUGCAGCCAAACGCACUACAGCGCCGAGUCGGAUGUGGGCGGUUUUCUGGCCGACGACGAUGCCGCCGAUGAGGAUGUGUUCAAAGACUUCGACGACAACCUGGAUCACAUCCUCAGCGAGAUGCAGCAGGAGCACAAUCAGCUGGACGACGUCCUCAAAAGCCACGAUCUCCAUCUCCACUCGCAGCUGCAGCUGCAACAUCACCAUCACCACAAAGGAGCACCAGUGGAGGGUGUGGGAUCAUCCUCAGGAGCCGUGCCAGCAGGCGCCGGUAAUGAGGACGACGACGAGGAGACGGAGGACAACAACACGGGCUCGCGAUCUCCGCUGCUCAGCGAUCGCAAUCGCCAGCAGGCGACGCUGCGCGAGAUCCAGGCGGACCAGCAACUGCGCCAGGAGCUGUCCCACCAGUCCAGUGCGGCCCCCGUCGCCCCCAACGCUCCCAUGCCCAUUCGCAGCGAGGCGGACUCGGGCUGCCCGUCCAGCGACUGUGAGCAGGUGAGCGCCAGCUCCAAGGAUCAGCUGCUGUCCGGAAUGGAGUCCGAGCAGAGGCUGCACCAGCACCAGCAAGCGCCGAGGUGCCAACUGGACGAGGAGCAGCCCUGCACCUCGAAAAUGGCGGCCAAGAGUCUGGGCGCCAUUCCGAAGGUGGUCAAGUACCGGGAGGUAGACGAACUGAGGCGGCGAAGGAGAGGAGGCUCCCCGGCGGAUGCCGCCGAGCUGGGCAACGAGUUCGCCCUGGUCAAGCAGACGCAGACCGGCAAGCUGGCCUCGCGCAACUCCUCCUCCUCGAACUCGACGCACAGCAUCAGCCUGACCGACAGCCUGACGGCCGACAUCCACAAGAUGCUCUGGCUGAUGCACGGCGGGGCGGUGGACGAGCGCGGCCGACCCAUUACGGGCAUCUCGUCGGACGGCACUCCCAUCCCGGCUAGCAGCAGCCUCGUGCCGCCGAACAUGUCCAACGCACACUUCCAGUUCUACCAGGACGCCAUACAGGCGCUGCAGGGUGCCCAUCCCACCGCCGGCUCCAGUGUGGAGCACAUGACGAACAUCGAGCGGGCCCUGGCCCGCGACAAGCUGCGCCUCGAUGCCAAGCUGAUGUGCGAGCAGCUGGCCGCCGCGGCGGAGGCCAACUCGGGCGGAGUUGGAGUUGGAGUGCGGGGCAGCACGCUGGCCAGCCAGCAGAUGACACAACAGCAGGUGGGCAUGUUGAUGCGCGGCAGCUCCGGCUCGCGGCAUCCGUCGAGUGCUCCCUUUUCGGUGCAGGGACUGAUCAAUGUGAUCCGCAACGAGCGCCAGGUGGCGCGCAGCCAGUUGGACGCACUGCAGCAGCUCAGCGAUGCGGCCGCUGCGGUGGCGGCCAAUGCCAGUGAAGCUGCCUCCGUUUCGGCCUCGGGAAUCGGCGGAGGAGGAGGAGGUGGUGCAUCAAGCGGGGGCGGCGGAGGAGUAUUGAGCGCCCUGGGCCUGGCCAAUCACCCCAGCAACCAGAUCAGCCAGAUCAGUCAGAUCAGCCAGAUGAGCCAGCCCAUGCUGAAUGUGGACGGGCACUUUGCGCCGUACUGCGACUACUGGCGGCCCGCCUGUCACCUGUCGGCGGCGGAGAAGCCAGUUGUGCCCAAGAGCUUCUACAAGUACCGGUUCCAGUGGUGCGGCCAGGAGCACGAGUUCAAGAUCGCCAUGGACCGGCUGGAGCUGCUGGCCCUGUUCGACCGCGACCUCCACUGGCUGCACGUCCUGCUGGCCAGCCUGCUGUGCACGCUGGUGGCCUGCCUGGGAGCGGCCAUCCUGCAGCACGACCACUACAAGGACCUGUGCGCCCUGCUCUUCUGCGCGGUGAUUGCCGGAGCGCAGUACUCGCUGGUAAAGAGUGUCCAGCCGGACGCGGCGUCGCCGGUGCACGGAUUCAACAAGACGGUGGCCUACUCGCGGGCCAUAUACUUCUGCCUGGGCGGCGGCAUGCUGCUGCUGCUCAAGCGCCUGGACACGGACUACGGGGAGAGGCCGCCGGACCCGGUCGUCUUCUUUGGCCUGCGCUACUCGCCCGCCGACGUGGUGGCCCAGCUGCUCCAUGCCCUCUACAUCCUGCUGCUGUGCUUCCCCAUCAUCUUCUCGGUGGGACUGUGUCCGCAGAUCAACACGUUCCUUAUGUACCUGCUGGAGCAGAUCGACAUGCAUGUCUUUGGCGGCAAUGCUGCCAGCAGUCUGUUGGGCUCUUUUUUGUGCGUGGUGAGAUCGGUGCUGGCCGUGAUGCUGCUCUACGGACCGCUCUACGGAGCGCUGGACGAGCAGCGGGGCACGCAGUACAUCCUGUUCUCCAUCUUCUGCGCCAUGCUGGUGCCCUUGGGCUACCACCUGUCGCGCUGUGCCAGCGACUUCAGCCACCUGUGGCGGCUGAUCAAGACCUGCAUUGUGAGCACGUAUCGGGACGACGAGGACGAGGAGCUCAGCCAUGUGCAGCAGGUGGCGACGACGGCGGCAGCGGGCACAGUAACCAGAUUGGCCACCAGCACGCCCAAGCAGCGUAGGCAGGCGCCGGAUUCGAAGGCGGAGCAGCAGGAGCAGAUCGAGCUGAGCUCGCUGGAGAAGCUGGCCGCCAACGAGGAGCAGCCCGCCGACGAUCAACUGGAAGCGGAGCCGCAAGAUGUGCCCCUGCAGCAGCAGCAGAAGCACAGCAAGUCGAAGGCCUCGUCGCUGGGCAGCAGCCAGCAAACCCUGGCCAAGACCAUCAGCAGCAGCAAGCGGGCCAUCACGGCCUCCAGCUCGUGCACCUCCAUCGGGGCGGCGGGAGAGGGGGCCGUGGUGGUGGCGGCGGAGGACCAGCCUGGUGGCGACCUGCUGGCCAGCGAGGAGGCAGAGGAGGCCUACGACCAAGCGGCCAAAGCCGAGGAGGCCGACGACGACAAGAUAUCCAGCUCAUCGGCCACCAAUCCCGGGGACAUGUCCACGUUGACAGCGGGAGCGGGCACGGCCACCACGGAUGCCACGCCUGCCUGCCUGGAGGCCGAUCCGGAUGUGGAUGGGGAAACUCCAGCUGGCGAUGAGAAGCAGCAGCAGGGAACGGGUACUGGAACUGGGACCACCGAGGCCAGUGACAACAGCAGUAGUGGUGGUGGAGCCAACGGAAAUGCCAACGGGAGCGGGGCCUCCAACGAUCUGCCCGAUCCGCUGCCCCGAAAGCUGCAGGCCACCGUGACCACGCGGCUGAAGAACGACCUGGUGGUGAUGACCCUGCUGGCGGUCAGUGUGCUGGGGCUGCACUGCAGCACCGUUUUCACCGCCCUGCAGCCGGACCUCAACGUGGUGCUCUACUCGUUCAUCGGCGUGCUCGGUCUCCUGCUGCACUACAUUGUGCCCCAGAUGAGGAAGCACAUGCCCUGGCUCUGCUUUGCCCGCCCGCUUCUCCGGCAGCGCGAAUUCGGCCAGUUCGAGGUGCUCAACGCCCCCAAGAUCAUGUGGUUCGAAAAGCUGUACAUCUACCUGAGUGUCCUGGAGCGGAAUGUGCUCUUCCCGCUGCUGGCCAUCUCCUCGCUGACGGCGGACUCGCAGCUGAUUGUGGCCAAGUUUGGGCUGCCCUGGGGCACGCUCAUUGUGGCCAUUUGCGCCCUAAAAUUUGUGAGGAACGCCUACUCGGAUCCGACCAACCAGUACCUGAUCAUCAUCUUUACGGUCUUGCUGUUCCGCAUCGACUUCACCAUGGCCACAGAGACCUUCAUCAUUGACUACUUCUUCGUGUCGCUGGCCUUCCGCAAGUGCUGCGACUUCCUGCUGAAGCUCCAGUUCAUUGUGACCUACAUUGCGCCGUGGCAGAUAACGUGGGGCUCUGCCUUCCACGCCUUCGCCCAGCCCUUCAGUGUGCCCCACUCGGCCAUGCUGUUCCUGCAGGCGGGCAUCUCCGCCCUGCUCUCCACGCCGCUCAAUCCCUUCCUGGGCAGCGCCAUCUUCCUCACAUCUUACGUACGGCCGAUCAAGUUCUGGGAGCGGGACUACAACACGCGCCGCAUCGACCACUCGAACACGCGGCUCAGCUCGCAGCUGGAACGCGACUUGGGUGCGGACGACAACAACCUGAACAGCAUAUUCUACGAGCACCUCACUCGCUCCCUGCAGCACUCGUUGUGCGGGGAUCUGCUGAUGGGUCGCUGGGGAAACGUCAAUCAGGGCGACUGUUUCGUGCUUGCCUCCGACGAUCUCAACUGCCUGGUGCACAUCAUCGAGCUGGGCAACGGGCUGUGCACGUUCCAGAUGCGUGGCCUGGAGUUCCGCGGCACCUACUGCCAGCAGCGCGAGGUGGAGGCCAUCACCGAGGACGUGGAGGACAACGACGGCUGCUGCUGCUGCGACCCGGGCCACCUGCCGCGUCUGCUCAGCGCCAACGCCAUGUUCUCCACCCGCUGGCUGGCCUGGCAGGUGGUCGCCGCCCAGUACGUCAUCGAGGGCUACUCCAUUUCGGACAACCUGGCCAGUGCCACGCUGCAGGUGUUCGAGUACCGCAAGGUGCUCAUCACCUACUACAUUAAGAGCAUCAUCUACUAUGUGGUGAGGAACCCCAAGCUGGAGCAGUGGCUGGCCUCCGGGCCCAUCCAGGAUGCCCUGCAGCACACGCUGGGCCGCCAGUUCGUUGACCUGGAUCCCAUUUUCAAUUUCAACCUGGACGAGGACUUCGACUUCCGCGCGGUGGGCAUCACGCGCUCCAGUUUCUGCUAUGUGUACCUCAAGUGGAUCAACUACUGCGUGGACAUGCGCAGGGAUGCUGCCUCCAUGGGGGCAACCACAUCUGCUUCGGCUCCCGCGGCAUCUGCUGCUGCUCCAGCGCCGCCGCCGCCGCAGUCGUCGUCGUCAGUGGCUCCAGUGACGCCCGCCCACAAUGACUCCAAGAGCACGCCCAAUCUGUCGGCGCACGGCGGAUCCACUGGUCCUGCUUCGGGCCAGUCCAAGUCGCAGUCGCAGCAGCAGUUGCGCCGGCCGCCCAAGAGUGUGGCCCAGGAGAACAACAGUAUCGGCGGUGGCGGCGGCGGAGGAGGAGGAGGUGUUGCCACUGUCGUCACAGGAGGACCAGCGGGGCCAGGAGGAGGCACAGGCACCACCGUGGGCGGAGAUCCGCAAUUAAGCAGCUCACACAGCUUUGCCAACAUAUCGCGGCAAACGUCGGAGAGUGCACCCGGCCUUGGUGGCUAUGUGACCUACAUGGAUCAAAACGUGUUCGUGAAGCUAGCCAAGAGCAGCACUUCCACGGCUGCAGGAGGAGCAGGAGCCGGAGCUGCAGCCAGCCGAAAGGAGAGCCAGGAGAAGCCCGCACUGCGGCUGAAGCUGGCCAGCAGCGUGGGCAAGGAUGCACCGCUGGUCUCCCUAUGCCUGGCCCUCGGACUGCUGGCUCGCCGAUCGCUGGCCACCGCCUCGCACAGUUCGCUGACCGGCGUGGAGUUCUUCCUGCACGGCCUGCACGCCCUGUUCAAGGGCGACUUCCGGAUCACCUCGCCGCGCGACGAAUGGGUCUUCGCGGACAUGGAGCUGCUGCACUCGGUGGUCGCGCCGGCCGUCAAGAUGGCCCUCAAGCUGCAGCAGGACCACAUCACCAAUCCGGACGAGUUCCUCGACCCGCACGCCCUGUACGAGGCCAUCGACAACUGCUCCAGCGAACUGGUCAUCUCGCACGAGGCCGAUCCUGUGUGGCGCAGUGCCGUGCUGCGCGGAGCGCCCAAUCUGUUGGCCCUGCGGCACGUGAUGGAGGACGGCUCGGACGAGUACCGCAUCAUCCGGCUGACGAAGCGCUGCCUCAGCUUCCGGGUGAUCAAGCUGAACCGCGAGUGCGUCCGCGGCCUGUGGGCGGGGCAGCAGCAGGAGCUGAUCUACCUGCGCAACCGCAAUCCGGAGCGCGGCAGCAUCCAGAAUGCCAAGCAGGCGCUGCGCAACAUCAUCAACUCCAGCUGCGACCAGCCGAUCGGCUACCCCAUCUACGUGUCCCCGCUGACAACCUCCUAUGCGGACACCAAUGCCCAGCUGUGCGAGGUCAUUGGCGGCGCCAUCACGCUGGACACCAUCCGGCACACGGUGCUGGGCUGGUGGAACCGCAUCCGGGAGCGCUGUCGGCAGGGCUGCAGCUCGGGCUCGGCCCUGGAACCGCAUCCCGGUGCGGGACUUGGUUCCGGCCCGGGUGUUCUUCUGGGCGCCUGCAACUUCGGCAGCGGCGGCAGCGUCGUGGGAGCCGCCUCAACGGCCACGGGCGUGGGUGCCUCGGCAGGAUCUGGCCUGGGAGGAGCCGCUCCUGGCACAGCCAGCAGCACGGGCGGCGAGUCGGGAGACCUGGCGCCCGUCUUCAUCUCCGCCCCGCUAUACAACACCCUCACCGUAAACCAGUACUAUAAUGUGCGCCCGGGAGGCGCCAUUCCGGGCGGAGCCAUGCCCGCCAACCUGGGCGGCAGCUAUGUGAGCGACAGUUUGGCGGUGGUGCGCGGCGGUCUGGCCGUGAUGCCCGUGAAGCCCACCUCCACAACUCUGAUUGCCGGACUGCUGAACAGAGAGCGGGAUCAGGAGACUUUGGGAUCCGGCGUGGGAGGAGCAUCCAGAGCCACCGGCAGUGGCGGCGUGCGCAGUCGCAGCCAGCUGCACCAGCAGCAGCAGCAGAUGGGCGGCGGCAGUCGGGGCAGGGAUCACGAGCGAAGGGCCACCCUGCCCAUUGGCGCCGAGUCUGGCAAGGAUCUGGCCACGCCGCAGACCCAGGUGGAGCACGAGCCAAGUCCGCGCAGCACCAAGCUCUCCUCCUCGUCGGGCAGCCUGGGUCUUGGAAUGGGCGUGGGCAUGGGCCUGGGCAACAUCAUCACCACGCCAGGAGACUAUCCACGCAAGACCAAGGGACCCAUUUGCCUCGCCGCCAUGGAAACGGGAACGGCGGAGGCAAAGCCCGCCGCAGUAGUAGUCGGAGGAGCAGGAACUGCUGGAACUAGUGGAACUGCAACCGUCAUCAGAAAGCCGCGCAUUGAGAUCUUCAAGAAGGUCAUCAUAGUGGAUGAAACUGGGAUCUACGACUGCCUGGACAUCAUCGAUGCCGUUGUGUGGCCCAGCGAACGGAUGCGCAACAAUGGCGGGCGGCUUUCGUGGAAGGAUUGGGAGCCGAGCGCCGGCAUGGUGGGCCAUGUGGUCCACUGCUGGACGCCCAACCACAAGGACGUACGUUUCCGAUCGCAUGUCAACCGCUAUGUGUACCUGGUGGAGAUCGGCGACCACUACGUGCCCGUGGAGGAGCUGGGCCUGCGGGAGUACAACCAGAUCAUGGGCAGCACCGAGGAGAUGGCCAACUCGCGGCGCAGCUCCAUCCAGCGCGAGUUCCACGAGUACAACAUGCAGCUGAAGCUGGCCGGGCUCACUCCGAUUAUUGGAGGUGGAGGCGGAGGUGGAGGUGGUGGAUCCUCCACGGCGACAGCCAGUGCCAGCGAGGCCUCCAAAUCGCACAAGGCCAAGAUCCGAGCUGUGAGCAGCAGCAGCUCCGAGGACGAGGACACCUCCUCCACGCGGUCCAUACCCUUGUCGCAUGGUGAUCCCGGCGAUCUGCCCAACUUCACCCGGCUAAUGAGCAUGUGGAAGGAGAUAAUAUCGGACAAUAACAAGCGGCGCUUCUACGAUAUGGGUGAGUUAUCGCCGGAACUGCUCCGAAAGCUGGACGAUGCGGUCCAGCAGCAACAGCUGCAGGAGCAGCAGGACCAGGAGCAACAGGAGACGCCUGGAGAGACGGAAGAGGAAGAGCAGGAGCAGCAGGAGGAGCAGAAGGCCACCACCCCAGCCACACCAACAGCCACAGUCACUGCCAAUGAAGAAAAGGAAAUGGAGGAGGAAAUGGAAAUGGAAGUGGAAGUGGAAACGAAGCCAUAUCAGGAAGAGGCUCCACUGGAGGAGGUAACCGUUUCCAAGCCCGAGGAGCAGCCAGCUCCGCCCACACCGCCGCCCAGUCCCGUGCCCACUUCCAGUGAAAGCUCACCCACCCUCAGCAAAGAAGAGGAACAGGAGGAGCAGGAGAAGGUGGUCGAUCCAGACGAGGAGACACCCGCAUUGGCCUCCAAGGAGGAGCAGGACAUGGAGGAGGAGCCACCUGGCGAUGGCAAUGACAAAAGCGAGACGACGGGGACAACGGUCUAAGGGAUCACGAUCACUAUGGACCUGCCUUUACAUAGAUUUGCAUUUGUUUGCCAAGCAAACACACCAAACACACCAACAAAAAAAAUGGCACGGACAAAGGCACACACACCCAAUUGGACAUGAUGGACAUCCACAACCUUGUAAUACAUAUCAGCAAAGAGCAGAGAUGAAAGGGCUUCCUUGCAUGGGUGGUGUGGCCCAUUUAUAUCCGAACACCGAGAUCCUGGCCAGAAAACCAACAGCAACAACAAAAACAACAAAUGAGAAACACUUCCAAGAAAUCAAAGUAAAGUUUAUAAAACGACUGCGUUUAGUGUAUGCAUAGGAUUUAGGACAAAAACUACAAUAAUUCAGACAACAACAAAAAACAAAAACAAA